GCGUCUCAGGCGCAUGCGCUCUUUUUACUUUGGUCGGACUUGUCCUAAACCAUCAUGGCGGCUCUUUCGGGGAAGCUUUGCCCGCUACGUGGUGGGCGCUGCAGGUGCCUUUCUUUAUCCGUUGGACGGCUUAGCAGUAAAGAUGGAGAAUCAGAGCGAUUUAAACCACCUCCAAAGCCAAUCAUUAUUGAUGAAUUGAAACAACAAGCAACAGAAAAACGGUUCUUGAGUCCUGAAUUCAUCCCUCCACGGCAGAGAGCAAAUCCUUUUAAAUUCUUCCUUGAAAGAAAAUAUAUGAUACAGAGAAGAAAAGUAAUCAAUAUUCCAGAAUUUUAUGUCGGAAGUAUACUUGCUGUUUCUGCAACAGAUCCCUAUUCCAAUGGAAAGUGCAACACUUUUGUAGGACUUUGCAUUCAGCGAUCAGGAAAGGGUCUUGGUGCAACCUUCAUACUUCGAAAUGUAAUAAUUGGACAAGGUGUUGAAAUCUGCUAUGAAUUAUAUAAUCCUCUAAUCCAUGAGAUCAAAGUUUUGAAGUUGGAGAAGCGACUAGAUGAUAACUUGAUGUAUUUACGGGAUGCCCUGCCGGAGUUCAGCACUGUUGAUGUAAACAUGAAGCCACUGUCUUACAUACUUUACGAUGAAGUUCCUGUCAACAAGAUGAAGGUCAAAAUGAAGCCUAAACCCUGGUCAAAACGCUGGGAACAUCCAAAAUACAAUAUCCAGGGCAUCAACUUUGAUGAAUAUCUUACAGAAAAAGACAAAGAAAGAAUUAAAAAAUGGGAAAUGCCUUGGAGAGAAUUUGAUAUGAUGCUAGAGUAUGACACAUCGAAGAUUGAAAAGGAAAUCCAGAAAGAAGUGAAUGAAGAGCUGAAUAAAAGAUAGGGGGCUGUUACUUGGAAAGACCAUCAUUCUGAAUUUUAGGUUAUAUUUUUAACAGUGGACUCCUGAAUAAACAUGGACGUGAAAGGUAUUCAGACUUCGUUUCUCCAGUGUUAGCAAUCUCUACAUACACAAAACAUAUUAUUCUAAACAAGGGCAGGUAAUCUUUUGAUAGUUGGGGGAAAUAUGUGGGCCACAAGAAACAUGCUGGUGACAUCUUUAGAAGGGGUUGGUCCCAAAUGUUUAAUCCUUUUGCAAUGGGAGGCAGCUAAAGAGGUUUUUUUUUAUGUAUAAAUGAGCACUUUUCAAAAAUCACCCCAUAAUUUGUUGCCAAAGAGCUACAGAAAUAAGGCUGGUGGCCAAGAGUUGCUCAUGUCCAUUCCAGAAGUUCUUUUUGUAUUUGAUAGGGCAGAUAAAAAAGAGAAAUAGGGCUGACUUUGGGCUGUAAGGCAUGCAGGAAUCCGUAGUAUAAGAUUAAAUCUGCAAUAAAAGCAUCGAUUAUAUUACUGUAUCCAAUUCAUUUUUUACCGUGCAUAUUUUUAAUCCCUUGCAUUGGCAAGAUUGACAGUUGGUUUAGAGGACGUAAAACUAAAACAUGUAUUGCCCUACUCAUUGGUAAAGGAAGGGUUCUUUACUAAAGAUCCCAAGAAGAAUAGUUAACUAUUGUAAUACCUGGAACCUCCAUACCAAUAAUUAGCUAUUUGAAACAAAAAUGCUGUUGUAUUUCCCAACUUACGUUACUCAGCAAUGUCAUAUACUUUUAGGAUAUAAAACAUCAGAUGCAUUAUAAUAAAACUUCAACUGAAGCACAGUAUUGUCAGAAA
Candoia aspera is the source of this 1703-nucleotide messenger RNA. RefSeq names its product mitochondrial ribosomal protein L19 (gene MRPL19). Gene Ontology annotation, molecular function: structural constituent of ribosome. Gene Ontology annotation, biological process: translation. The coding region runs from base 55 to 882 and encodes 275 amino acids. Gene Ontology annotation, cellular component: ribosome; mitochondrial large ribosomal subunit. The transcript has 6 exons. Lineage: Eukaryota; Metazoa; Chordata; Lepidosauria; Squamata; Candoiidae. The record is from RefSeq and is a predicted model, not a curated record.